CGAUACAGUGUUUGGCUCCAAAUGCUCAAUAAUUUGCGAAUAAUUCUUCGACGAUGGUGAUUCAACAUUAAACAUUCAGUCUUUAGCUAUUAUUUGGUAUUUUACAAAUCCAAAGUUUUGUUAAUUUAAAUCGAAAGGAAUUUGCCAAAAAAUUGAAACAAGAGGCUGAGAUUAAAAUAUUCAGCGCUCACAGUGCUUCUUCCAUUAUUAACGCAUAAAAAAAUAUUACCAAUUUUUUGAGGAAAGAUAUUUAGAAAUUUGGCGGAAAAUGUACGAAGAGAAAAAGGUGAAAAUAGUUGUAGUCGGUGACGGAGCAGUCGGGAAAACUUCAAUGAUCGCUUCGUACGCCACGAACAGCUUCGAAGACGACCACGUGCCAACAGUCUACGACUUAUACAACUGCCGAGUCGAAGUGAACGGCGAAAAAAUUGAGGUGCAAAUCCACGACACCGCAGGCCAAGACGACUACGACCGUACUCGGCCGAUUGCGUACCCGGGCACGACCUGCUUUAUCCUGGUGUUCGGCGUCGACAGUAGAACUGCAUAUGACCAUAUAGAGUGGAAAUGGCAUCCCGAAGUGCAACACUUCAGCAAAUACACCCACUUUAUUCUAGCUGGAAACAAAAUUGACCGAAGGAGAGAGCUGAGUCCGCAAGAGGUCAUAACACCCGAGAUGGGUAAUCAAUUAGCCGAGAAGAUCAAAGCCGACGCGUAUUUGGAAUGUUCUGCGAAAACACGAGAGGGAAUCAAGCCGAUUUUUGACCGGGCGAUUGGUUUGUCGUUGUCGGGAGAAAAGAAAGUUAAAAGGAGCAAAUGUUUUCUCCUUUAAUUUUACUACAUCUUUAUGUGAAAUCUAUUUUUUUAGUUUGU
Symsagittifera roscoffensis is the source of this 870-nucleotide messenger RNA. RefSeq names its product ras-like GTP-binding protein rhoA. The record is from RefSeq and is a predicted model, not a curated record. Lineage: Eukaryota; Metazoa; Xenacoelomorpha; Acoela; Convolutidae. The transcript has a single exon. Bases 269 to 829 code for a protein of 186 amino acids. Gene Ontology annotation, biological process: small GTPase-mediated signal transduction. Gene Ontology annotation, molecular function: GTP binding; GTPase activity.